Messenger RNA from Dermacentor silvarum, 2938 nucleotides. RefSeq names its product serine/threonine-protein phosphatase 2A catalytic subunit beta isoform (gene mts). Bases 148 to 1083 code for a protein of 311 amino acids. NCBI's taxonomy places the organism in Eukaryota, Metazoa, Arthropoda, Arachnida, Ixodida, Ixodidae. Gene Ontology annotation, molecular function: protein serine/threonine phosphatase activity. Gene Ontology annotation, biological process: mitotic cell cycle; peptidyl-serine dephosphorylation. The record is from RefSeq and is a predicted model, not a curated record. The transcript is spliced from 6 exons. Gene Ontology annotation, cellular component: cytosol.
UGUUUUUCUUGUUUCGACAGCCAUUUUGAAGUGGUUCUGGCCGGUGGUGUAGGAUAAUUUAUAAUUGUGUCUUAGUCUGCAAUUGUGUACAGGAAAACGACAGAAACACAUUGCAUAUAGUGGUUCAAUAUCAGGUAUAUUUUGAGAAUGUCUAUAGAAGAUAAGGCAGCGUUAAAGGAGCUGGACGCUUGGAUUGAACAACUCAAUGAGUGCAAACAGUUGACAGAAAACCAAGUAAAGACAUUGUGUGAUAAGGCCAAGGAGAUUCUUGCCAAGGAGUCCAAUGUCCAGGAGGUAAAAUGCCCUGUAACAGUGUGCGGCGAUGUGCACGGCCAGUUCCACGACCUCAUGGAGCUGUUCAGAAUUGGGGGCAAGUCACCAGAUACGAAUUACCUUUUCAUGGGGGACUAUGUGGACCGGGGCUACUAUUCCGUCGAGACAGUAUCCCUACUGGUUGCACUCAAGGUGCGGUACCGGGAGCGGAUCACGAUCUUGCGGGGCAACCACGAAAGUCGGCAGAUCACUCAAGUGUAUGGCUUCUACGAUGAGUGCUUGCGCAAGUACGGCAAUGCCAACGUGUGGAAGUACUUCACGGACCUGUUUGACUACCUGCCGUUGACAGCACUUGUGGAUGGCCAGAUCUUCUGCCUCCAUGGAGGCCUCUCCCCUUCCAUUGACACCUUGGACCACAUCCGGGCAUUGGACAGGCUGCAAGAGGUCCCCCAUGAGGGGCCCAUGUGUGACCUGCUGUGGUCGGAUCCGGAUGACCGCGGUGGCUGGGGGAUCUCCCCCCGAGGUGCUGGUUACACCUUCGGGCAGGACAUCUCUGAGACCUUCAACCACAGCAAUGGACUCACCCUAGUGGCCCGGGCACAUCAACUCGUCAUGGAGGGUUACAACUGGUGCCACGAUCGGAACGUGGUGACCAUCUUUAGUGCACCUAACUACUGCUACCGCUGUGGCAACCAGGCAGCCAUCAUGGAGCUGGAUGACCAACUCAAGUACUCGUUCCUCCAGUUCGACCCAGCACCUAGAAGAGGGGAGCCACAUGUGACCCGCCGCACACCUGACUACUUCCUUUAAGCCCUGUACCGCGCUGCUAGAUCUUUAACAAGUCUGUUUUGCUUGUAUGCCAACCUCUCCCACCCUUCUGCUGAUGCUAUCUCCCAUCUUUAAGCACUGUCCUGAUUUUAGUUGGGCAACACUGUCACUUCUGAUGAAUUACACACCUGCAACAGACUGAGCCAGCUUUUCUUGCUUUCUUAGUGGCUACUCUCCCUUGCGGCCAUUGAGAAAGGCUGAGCAAGCUGCAGAAAUGCUGGGUCUGUCAGCUUCCAUUAGGCAACCAGUGCAAAAAGGCCAGGGAGAUAGUUCCAUUCUCCCCUCUUCUUGAUGCACUUUUUUUUUUCUUGCUCUUUCAGUGUCCCACCAAUCAGUGCUUUUAACUAAAGCAGUGCUCUGCAUUUUUUAGUAUCUGUAAAGCUUAACAUUUGGAAAAUUUGCAUGCAGUUCGAAUGGAAUUCUUACCAAUCUUAUUUUUUUCUCCUGCUUUUGGGUGCAAGCACUGCAAUGUGUUUAAGGUGUGGAGAGCCUGAGGUGAUGGCAGCGCUUUGAAAGAAAAACAGUGCAUUGGGGUGAGGAGCUGCUGUUCAUGUAAUAGGUUUGGAGGAGAAGGCCAUGUCUUUUUUGUGGAAACAUAAUGGACUGUGUUUGAAUGCUGUAGAACAUUUCCUCUAUCGGCCCAACAAAUGGGGAUGGAUAUCUGUGCAAGAGGAAGUUUUUAUUGUUUGCAGCUGAACAUUUUUUACGUCAUUGGAACUGAUGCAACUAUUGUGGGCUUCAACACUACAUGCUUGCUCUAAUGACUGCUGGUGCAUAGCUUCUUGCAAUGUUCAUCGUAGCAGUGCUGUUACUGCAGCUAGUGUCCUGCAGGAAAGGCUUGCACCAUGAAAUUAGUGCUUUUUUUUAACAAGAAUUUAUGGUUUUGUCAUACGCAUAAAUAUUUCGCGAAUUUUGUCAUUUCUGAGCACCCGAGCCGAGACAGAAUUUGUCAACUUUUCUAAACUUGCAUUUGCCCCACAAAAGCCAACAUUCGACAAGUUAAGCGGGAUAUAGAAGGCAAUAAAAUAGGUGUGUAAUCCCGUUCAUCUGCUCGGACCUGCACAAUGUGUUGCUCAGUUCACAGAAAUGAAAAAAAAAAUAUAUAUAUAUAUGUUCUAUUGAAUGUUUUCUGUUUGUUUUGUGACAUGGUAACAGUUGUACGUGGCGCCACGUUGGCAUUUCUGUAGGAUGCUGCACUUUUUUUUUUUACCCCCCAUUGAUUGAGGCCAGAGAUGCCCAUUGUGUGACAUGUUUUCGGAGAAUGAGUUUUUAAAACAGAAUACCUUAAGCGGAAUUUUCACGGAACGUGGUCGCCUAUGCAAUAGGCCGAUUUCACCGCUCGAACAGGGCAUGCGCCGCUGGCGCCGCCACCCGCCACGACUCUGAUCGUGCACAUGCCGCGCUAGUUUCCGCCGCCUUGCCGAUUUUCGAUAUGGCCGUGCUGCGGUAGCUAUCGGCGUCUCUUACGCACACCGUGUGACCCAUUAUUCGAGGUUGGUUAUUUUGACGUACAAACAUAGACGAAAGAAAACAAGGGAAGCAGGUAAUCCUUCCCAAUUUCGUCUAGAUAUGCCAAAUACUGCAGGCAGCCCUGUCUGCAGCGGUGGCGUGGUUGAACUCGAGGUGUGAAGUCGGUCUAUUGUAAACAUGGUGUGUAGUUUUGUGACAUGGUCACCUUCUCUGUUGUGGAAAUGAAGGUGGUGUAGUUUGUCCGUGCAGGUACUUGUUAGUGAUCCCGCUCCCUGUUUUUUUUUUUUUUUUUUUUUUUCCCUCGUGCUUCUGGAAGAGUACGUUAUGGAGCAUUAUAAUAAACGAAAUAAAAUGAUCCCUCAUCUGA